AUGGGUUGGUUUUGGGCAGACUCUCCACAGACUUCCGUCUCGAUCCCACAUGCGUCUUCAAAUGCAUCACCUCCGCCGGGAUGUCCGAUGCAUGAAUCAGGCUCAAAACCCUCGCCCUUGCCAGCACCUGCUGCUGAACUCCCCAGCAGUUGCCCCAUGAAAUCGAAAGAUUCUCCAUUCUACUCAGCCCCAAAAUCAACACCGGUGCAAACACCGCAGCCACCUGCCAACGCCGCGCAGCCUUCGACCCUGUCAAAGCUUAAUCCUUUGAACUAUAUGUUCUCGUCUAUUUCCCAAGAGCGCGCCGCCAAUCAAACCGUUGAUCUUCCCGUUGAACGCGAAGGUUCUUCAAUCCCAAGAGGGGACGGCGAAGGCAACUGGGAGUAUCCGUCUCCACAACAGAUGUACAACGCCAUGUUGCGCAAAGGACACACAGACACACCCCAGGAUGCGGUGGAGUCGAUGGUUGCAGUGCACAACUUCCUGAAUGAAGGUGCCUGGGAUGAAAUCGUGGGAUGGGAGCGCGUAUUUGCCAAGGGUCUCAAGUCUGGAUGGCAACACUGCCGGCGCGGCGAGGAGAAUCUGAGCAUGGACUUAACUUAUGCAGACGAGAAUGGUAAAUUCGAUUUGACCUCCGAACCUCGCCUACUCCGAUUCCAGGGUCGGCCGCAAGAGUGGUCACCUAAGGCACAGAUAUACCAGGCACUGAGCUGGGCCUACCCAAGCAAGUUUGAGACCAGCCCUCCGUUCGACCGCCACGAUUGGUAUAUCAUCCGCCAGACACCUUCGGGUCCGAAGGAAAUUCGAUAUGUCAUCGAUUACUACUCUGGGGAUCCAGAUCCCCACGGGCUGCCAGUCUUCCACCUUGAUAUCCGCCCUGCGUUGGAUACACCGACGGCUGCUGUUGAGCGCUUAAUGAGAUGGGGAGGUGAUGUCUGGUGGAGGGCUAGCGGUGCAACUGUUCGUGAACAGGCUUCGCGCUAA
Messenger RNA from Penicillium robsamsonii, 984 nucleotides. RefSeq names its product holocytochrome c synthase CYC3. Gene Ontology annotation, biological process: cytochrome c-heme linkage. Bases 1 to 984 code for a protein of 327 amino acids. The record is from RefSeq and is a predicted model, not a curated record. The transcript is spliced from 3 exons. Gene Ontology annotation, cellular component: mitochondrion. Gene Ontology annotation, molecular function: holocytochrome-c synthase activity. Lineage: Eukaryota; Fungi; Ascomycota; Eurotiomycetes; Eurotiales; Aspergillaceae.